Rotaria socialis is the source of this 420-nucleotide messenger RNA. NCBI's taxonomy places the organism in Eukaryota, Metazoa, Rotifera, Eurotatoria, Philodinida, Philodinidae. The record is from the annotation of a GenBank genome assembly.
AUGGCGUUGGCAAUGCAUACUACGUUAACAAUAUCAUGUGAAGCAUCGGAAGAAAGAUCAGGACCAACACUAGUUCAUAGUACUGGUGUUAAAAAUUAUCGUAUACAACCGGAACUUAUCCGAGUCUUACAAGAAUCAUGUACAAAUGAGAAAUUAUGUGAUCAUGAAAAAGGUGUUCAAUGUUCUGAUCCACCAGCACAUAUUCUGGAAACAUUAAAAAAAGUUGGUUUUACUGUAAUGAGUCAAUCAAAAGUUGGUAGUCGUCAAUUGUGGAUGUUAACAAAAACCGACGAAGGUAGUCCCAGUAAUCCAUCAAAUCCUGUAGCGCCACCGCAUGGAGACAAUAACAAGGCAAAAGGAGAUGAAGAAGAAGAAAAAGAAGAAGAAGAAGAAGAAGAAAAGGAAGAGGAAGAAGAAUAA